Microcebus murinus (gray mouse lemur) is the source of this 2744-nucleotide messenger RNA. Lineage: Eukaryota; Metazoa; Chordata; Mammalia; Primates; Cheirogaleidae. The record is from RefSeq and is a predicted model, not a curated record.
GGCCUCCCUGGGUGCAAAUGAGAAGGGCGGGGCGGGCGGAUGCCCGGGGCGGCAGUCGUUGGGGCGCGACAGCCUCCGCCCCGCUCGCUCCUUUCGGCUUCCUGGCCCCUCCAACAGAGGGCUGCCUCCUUCUGCUGUGUUUCGCAACGAGCACCUGAAGUGAGACGGCUUCACCCAGUAGGAGUAGUGUGGGGCACGUCAACACAACAGAUGCGUGCUGAGGGCGCAUCUGUCCCUUCCUCUUCACCUCCGUGGAGGUGGGGGCGGGGAACCCUCAACCAACGGAUGAAAACUGCAGAGGCUGCCGGGCAGUGUCAGGUUGGAGAAGUUGAGGACUUAGUCGCUCACUUGGCGGAGGAGUUGACAAUCAAGUGUUGCCAACAGGAAUUUCUUCAUCCAGAGUCAUAGUACACCUGGAUCUGGAUUGUUUUUAUGCACAAGUAGAAAUGAUAUCAAAUCCAGAACUAAAAGACAAACCUUUAGGAGUUCAGCAAAAAAAUUCUGUGGUUACCUGCAACUAUGAAGCUAGGAAACUUGGAGUUGGGAAACUUAUGAGUGUCAGAGAUGCAAAAGAAAAGUGUCCACAGCUGGUAUUAGUUAAUGGAGAAGACUUGACCCGUUACAGAGAGAUGUCUUAUAAAGUUACAGAAUUGUUAAAAGAAUUUAGUCCUCUUGUUGAGAGACUUGGAUUUGAUGAAAAUUUUGUGGAUCUAACAGAAAUGGUUGAGAAGAGACUAAAGCAGCUUCAACAUGAUGAACUUUCUGCAGUGAGUGUGUCGGGUCAUGUAUACAAUAAUCAGUCUAUAAACCUGCAUGACAUCUUGCACAUCAGACUACUUGUUGGAUCUCAGAUUGCAGCAGAGAUGCGGGAAGCCAUGUAUAAUCAGUUGGGGCUCACUGGCUGUGCUGGAGUGGCUUCUAAUAAACUGUUGGCAAAAUUAGUUUCUGGCGUCUUUAAACCAAAUCAGCAGACAGUCUUAUUACCUGAAAGUUGUCAAAAUAUUAUUCACAGUUUGAACCACAUAAAGGAAAUACCUGGUAUUGGCUAUAAAACUACCAAACGUCUUGAGGCACUGGGGAUCAGUAGUGUGCAUGAUCUCCAAACCUGUUCGUCCAAAAUAUUAGAAAAAGAAUUAGGAAGUUCAGUUGCUCAGCGUAUCCAGAAGCUCAGUUUUGGAGAGGAUAACUCUCCUGUGACACCUUCAGGACCACCUCAGUCCUUUAGUGAAGAAGAUUCAUUUAAAAAAUGUUCAUCAGAAGUCGAAGUGAAAAAAAAGAUUGAAGAACUACUUGCUUGUCUUUUGAACAGAGUAUGCCUAGAUGGAAGGAAACCCCACACAGUAAGAUUAACACUCCGUCGGUAUUCAUCUGAGAAGUACUGGAGUCGUGAGAGUCGUCAGUGCCCUAUUCCGUCUCAUGUAAUUCAGAAGUUAGGGAAAGGAAAUUAUGAUGUGAUGACCCCAAUGGUUGAUAUAGUUAUGAAACUUUUUCGGAAUAUGGUGAAUGUGAAGAUGCCAUUUCAUCUUACCCUUCUAAAUGUGUGCUUCUGCAACCUUAAAGCACUAAAUACUGCUAAGAAAGGGCCUAUUGAUUAUUACUUAAUGCCAUCAUUAUCAACAACUUCACGCUCUGGCAAGCGCAGUUUUAAAAUGAAAGAUACUCACAUGGAAGAUUUUUCCAAAGAUAAAGAAACAAAUCGUGAUUUUCUACCAAGUGGAAGAAUUGAAAGUACAAAAACUGGGGAGUCUCCACUAGAUACUACAAAUUUUGCUAAAGAAAAAGACAUUAAUGAAUUCCCACUCUGUUCACUUCCUGAGGAUGUUGACCAAGAAGUCUUUAAGCAACUUCCAGUAGAUAUUCAAGAAGAAAUCCUUUCUGGAAAAUCUAGAGAAAAAUCUCAAGGGAAAGAAAAUUUGAAUUGUCCAUUACAUGCCUCUAGAGGAGUAUUAUCUUUCUUUUCAACAAAACAAGUGCAAGAUAAUCCCACAAAUCCUAGAGAUCAUUUAUUCAAUAGCAAACAGGUAUCCUCUGUAUCUCCUUGUGAGCCUGGAACAUCAGGCUUAAAUAGCAGUAGUUCCUCUUACCUGUCUAGCCAAAAGGAUUGCUCAUAUUGUUUAGAUAAUAGAUUAAAAGAUGAACGAAUGAGUCAAGGACCUAAAGAACCUCAAGGAUUCUACUUUUCAAAUACAAACCCUGCUGUAUCUGUUUUCCAUUCAUUUCCCAAUUUGCAGAGUGAGCAACUUUUCUCCAAAAACCCAACUACAGAUAGUCAUAAGCAAACAAUGGCAAUAGUCUCUCAUCAUGAAAGACAUACAGAAAAUAGAGAACAAGAUUCAGUUGAUGAGAAAAUCACUUUUCCUUCUGACAUUGAUCUUCAAGUUUUCUAUGAACUACCAGAAGAAGUACAAAAGGAACUGUUGGCUGAGUGGAAGAGAACAGGAUCAGAUUUCCACAUUGUACAUAAAUAAGCAUGUUCAGAAAAAAGGUCUAAAAAGCAAAGGAAGUACCAUUGUUCUAAGAUUAGCAGUUUAUUAAGCUCUUCUAAAUUAAACACUAAUAGAUAUUCAAUAAUGUAAAAUCAAAGGUACAAUGUUCCAGAUAAAACACAAAAUAGUUACGGGAAGUAAAUUCUGGCACAAAGCAUAAAAAUGUUCAUAACAGAAAAAAUAAUGUAAAAUAUUAUCUUUCUCUAUUUCUAAAGCUAUUUUAUAUUGCUUUUCAAUAAAAAGAGUAUCAUGGUCAAC